AUGGAAUUUGAAGCGCAUAAUAAAGGAAUUAGCUGUUUGGUUAUGCUUUCUGAAGGAACAUUGUUGUCUGGCGGUGAACGAGAUAGGAAAAUUUGUGCUUGGGAUUCACUGCAGAAUUACAAGAAAAUUACUGAAAUUAAGCUUCCCGAAAACUCUGGUGGUGUUCGCACAAUAUACCCCCAACGACCAGGUCGUAAUGAUGGAAACAUUUAUGUUGGAACAACAAGAAACAACAUCCUUGAGGGAUCGUUACAGCGAAGAUUUAAUCAGGUCAUUUUCGGUCAUGGAAGGCAGUUGUGGGGUCUUGCAGCACAUCCGGAAGACGAAUUAUUCGCUACCGCUGGUCACGAUAAAAAUAUUGCUUUAUGGAGACGUCAUAAACUUAUUUGGACGUCAUCGGUUGGCUAUGAAUGUAUUUCACUUGCAUUUCAUCCAUUUGGAAGUGCUCUUGCUGCAGGCAGCAGUGAAGGUCAUUUGAUUGUCAUUAAUGCUGAAACUGGAUCAACUAUGCUAACAUUGCGUGUUUGUGGAUCACCACUGAACUGUCUCGAGUACAAUCAAAUUGGUGAUAUGGUUGCUAUAGGAUCGCAAAAUGGUUCCAUUUAUUUAUUCCGAGUUUCACGCGAUGGAUUCUCAUAUAAGAGAGUUAAUAAAAUUCGCGGAUCUCAACCGUUAACGCACCUCGAUUGGAGUAUCGAUUCAUGUCAUUUGCAGACAGCUACAAUUGAUUUUGACUUGUUAUUCUGGGAUGUUAAAGCUUUAUCGCCCGAGAGAAGUCCCGUUGCAAUGAAAGAUAUUAAAUGGGUAACGCACAAUUGUGUCGUUGGCUUUAUGGUUGGCGGUAUGUGGAGCAAUCGUUAUUAUUCAGCACAAAAUACUCUCAUUACGACAGCAACACGUUCAACACAACAUGAUAUGAUUGCGAGUGGAGAUGCUGAUGGUUAUUUAAGAUUAUUCCGUUAUCCAUGCAUCACGCCUCGUGCUGAAUUUGCCGAAGCUAAAGUUUAUUCAGGAACAAUUGCAUGUGGACGAUUUUUGUAUGGAAAUAGAAGUUUGGUAACUGUCGGUGGCACUGAUGCUUCCUUGAUGAUUUGGGAACUUGCCGAUGAAUAG
Messenger RNA from Chironomus riparius, 1113 nucleotides. The record is from the annotation of a GenBank genome assembly. Lineage: Eukaryota; Metazoa; Arthropoda; Insecta; Diptera; Chironomidae.